Rubroshorea leprosula is the source of this 712-nucleotide messenger RNA. The record is from the annotation of a GenBank genome assembly. Lineage: Eukaryota; Viridiplantae; Streptophyta; Magnoliopsida; Malvales; Dipterocarpaceae.
AUUUGUAAAAUUGUUACCUAUUCUCCUCCUAAUAACUUCAAUCUCAUAAAAAAAAUGAGAAUUUGCAAGAGUCGACCACCAUUUCCUUUUCCUGCACUACCUGACCUUCUAUCUAGGUCUAAUCACCGUUUAUCACAAGGUAAUCUACACUCUGAGGAUCCUUUCUUGGAUGAAGAAACAAGUCGGCGAGUAGGAUGGCAAUGCUAUCCCUUGAAAAAUCCUUCAUGUCAAACUGUUGAAGAAGGAUCAAAUGGUAAGUUGCAGCUGGUGGUCACUGGGGAAAUCAGUUCAAUAAAUUGUGAAGAUACGGAUAACUGGAAAUAUCAUAGCAUCAAGGAGAACUCAAGUCAGGUCUUUGGAGGAAAGCAUGGGGGACAAGGCAAUGACGGCGAUGAAUCAUAUGUGUCUAACAUCAACCACGAAUAAACUUGUUUCUUAGCCUUUAUGUUCAUUAUACCUACCGUACUAGAUGAAAAUUGAUUAUUUUAUCUAAUUCUUGCAAUCGAUACUAGUUUAUUUAAAUUACCAUGUAUUCUUAGUGACUUUGUUCCAUAUAUGCCCCAUGACAAUGUCAUUCUUUCAGCAUGCAAAAAAUUUAACUCUUAUUUUGGUUUGAUGACAGAGCUGUAAAUGCUGCUGGUGCUGGAGUUAAUUUUGUUACCAAAUUGCCCUUUGCUUGCUGCUGCAGUGUAAACAAAUGAGUUGAUAUAUG